Ilyonectria robusta is the source of this 1248-nucleotide messenger RNA. Its product is annotated as endochitinase. NCBI's taxonomy places the organism in Eukaryota, Fungi, Ascomycota, Sordariomycetes, Hypocreales, Nectriaceae. The record is from RefSeq and is a predicted model, not a curated record. The coding region runs from base 1 to 1248 and encodes 415 amino acids. The transcript is spliced from 4 exons. Gene Ontology annotation, molecular function: chitin binding; chitinase activity. Gene Ontology annotation, biological process: carbohydrate metabolic process; chitin catabolic process. Gene Ontology annotation, cellular component: extracellular region.
AUGGUCUCUACAUCCGUGACACUCGCCUCGCUGGCGUCUUUAGCCCUCGCAACAAUCUCGGGAGAUGCCACAAAACGAACUACUGGUUAUGUUAACUCAGUUUAUUUUGUUAAUUGGGGAAUCUACCAACGAAACUUCCAGCCUCAGGAUUUACCCGCUUCCGACUUAACCCACGUGUUUUAUUCCUUCAUGGACGUCCUAGCCGAUGGAACUGUUUACACAAAAGACACAAAUGCUGACUUGGAAAACCAUUAUGAUGGCGAUUCUUGGGACGAAAUUGGUAAUAAUGCCUAUGGAUGCGUCAAACAGCUCUAUUUAUUUAAGAAGGCCAACCGCAAGCUUAAGAUCAUGCUCUCUAUCGGCGGAUGGACUCGGUCAACCAACUUCCCGUCUGCUGCGAGCACCGCAACCAAUCGUGAGACAUUUGCAAAAUCUUCUGUCGCAAUUAUGAAAGAUUGGGGCUUUGACGGGAUCGAUAUAGACUGGGAAUACCCCGGUGAUGAUACUGACUCUGCCAAUAUGAUUCUACUUCUGCAGGCAGUUCGUGAUGAACUGGAUGCUUACGCUACUCAGUAUGCGUCCAAUCAUCACUUUCAAUUGUCAAUUGCUGCCCCUGCUGGCUCAGACCACUACAAAAAGCUACACCUAUCCGAACUUGGCAGGGUAGUAGACUACAUCAAUUUGAUGGCUUAUGACUAUGCUGGUUCUUGGAGUAGCUAUUCUGGCCAUAACGCUAAUCUUUUCGCCAAUACUGAGCAACCAAACAGGACUCCUUUUAAUACUGACAGCGCUGUUCAGGAUUACCUUAAUGGUGGUAUUCCUGCAGAGAAGCUAAUAUUAGGUAUGCCUAUCUACGGCCACUCAUUCCAGGGCACGACUGGCAUCGGUCAAGAAUUUACAGGUACAGGGUCUGGCAGUUGGGAGAACGGGGCAUGGGACUAUAAGGAUCUACCUAAAGCAGGUGCCACGGUUAAAUAUGAUAGCAUUGCUCAAGCAUCUUAUAGCUACGAUUCAAGGACUCAGGAACUCAUAUCCUUUGACGCUCCAGACGCCAUCAAGAAGAAGAUCUCAUACUUGCAAGACUUAGGGCUGGGUGGAAGCAUGUUCUGGGAAGCGUCGGCUGAUAAGAAUGGCUCGGAUUCACUUAUUACUACCAGUGCAGCAAGUCUUGGUUCUCUUGAUGGUACAAGGAAUUGGUUAGACUAUCCAAAUUCUCAGUACCAGAAUAUAGUAGCAGGGAUGCAAUAA